AUGCAUCGUCUGGCCAUCCCCCUACGACGUAGCAUUGUUGUAGCUGCUGCAGGGCUCGGGGCCUUUACAUUGCAGUCACGCGCUGCUAUCCACCUGGACGCUCAGCAGCCUUCAUCGGGAAGCGCAUCUCCGGCUGUGCACUCGAAGCCAGGUUCUAAGUUGUCCAUAUACCCCGAACCAGAUCCUGAGAUAGUUCUCGUCGAGACCCACAGUGAGCUCGAGCGUCAAAUACGGACUACUCGACGGCAUGCUACUUAUUUUUACGAUCAAUCUCGUGCACAUGUGCGAGGCAUUGUUUCUAAGUGGAUUGGUGUGGAGGAAGCUGUAGAAAAUCGCAUCAAGUCACUCAUACCCAAGGACGAGUCUAUCACGCCUGGCAUCCUGUACGUCGGUGUGGUCGCACUCACUGGGUCUGUUAUAGGCAGAACAAGAUCCCUCCCAGUCCGCAUCCUCCUCCCACCAACCCUUCUCAUACUCGCCUUCCCACAAUUGCUCCCCAAAACGUCGGCAAACCUUCGUGCCUACUUCUCUUCCCUUGAAGACCACUAUGUUCCUGAUAUCGCUGCUCAGCAUGACGCACUAAAUACUCGCGUGUCAGAGACGCUCGCUGGAACCUGCAAGAAGCACGCAGAGCUGACAAAGGCUGCAAAGGACAGUAUACAAGCCGGCCUGCACAAGUUGGAGGAAACGAGUGGACUAAAGCUUGGAACUAAGACCGACGCAAAAUAG
Cantharellus anzutake is the source of this 729-nucleotide messenger RNA. RefSeq names its product apolipo protein O-domain-containing protein. The transcript is spliced from 5 exons. Gene Ontology annotation, cellular component: MICOS complex; mitochondrial crista junction. Bases 1 to 729 code for a protein of 242 amino acids. The record is from RefSeq and is a predicted model, not a curated record. Gene Ontology annotation, biological process: cristae formation. Lineage: Eukaryota; Fungi; Basidiomycota; Agaricomycetes; Cantharellales; Hydnaceae.